Molecule: messenger RNA, 4587 nt
Organism: Saccostrea cuccullata (small rock oyster)
Lineage: Eukaryota; Metazoa; Mollusca; Bivalvia; Ostreida; Ostreidae
Product: AP-1 complex subunit gamma-1-like
Exons: 21
Coding region: 298-2790 (830 amino acids)
Biological process (GO): intracellular protein transport; Golgi to vacuole transport
Cellular component (GO): AP-1 adaptor complex; Golgi apparatus; membrane coat
Molecular function (GO): clathrin-cargo adaptor activity
Source: RefSeq, a predicted model, not a curated record
UAUAUUUAUUAUUAUUUAACACAGUAUAUAUAUCAUUUAUAGUAUAGUGUUUUAUCAAUAUACUGGUGGCAUAGCUUGGUAUGUUAAUUUAAAAGCACUUCUUUUCUUCCGCGCUAGCUGUUGUUGGUUCGGAAGCCAUAUUGUUCGUAUACGAUGAGCAUAUCACCUGAUGAAAAGGGAAAAUUCGGCCUGUAAUUGAUCAAAGCAUAGAGGAAAACAUUGGCGGGUGCCCAGUCUCCUUCUUGAUGUGUAGAUUUCCAGAGGUCCAGGCAUAUCUAAAUUUCUAAAGGAACGAAAAUGAUUCGCUCAUUGACAAUGACAACUCCUAAGAGACUGAGGGAUCUCAUCCGAGAAAUUCGCUCAGCCAGAACAGCUGCAGAUGAGAGGGCAGUGGUGCAGAAGGAGUGUGCAGCCAUCCGUGACUCCUUUAGGGAUCAAGAUAAUACUUACAAAUGUCGAAAUUUAGCCAAGUUACUGUAUAUUCAUAUGUUGGGAUAUCCUGCUCAUUUUGGCCAGCUGGAGUGUAUGAAACUGAUAGCCUCCCCCAAGUUUACAGAUAAGAGGAUAGGUUACCUGGGUGCCAUGUUGUUAUUGGACGAAAGACAAGAUGUCCAUCUGCUGGUCACCAAUUCUCUGAAAAAUGACUUGAACCAUCAGACCCAGUAUAUUCAGAGUUUAGCACUAUGUACACUUGGUACAAUAUGUUCAGUGGAAAUGAGCAGAGAUUUAGCAGGGGAGAUUGAAAAAAUGAUAAAAUCUUCAAAUGCCUACAUCAAGAAAAAGGCUAUCCUGUGUGCCCUUUGCAUCAUCCGUAAAGUGCCAGACCUAAUGGAGAUGUAUAUUCCGGCUACACGUUCCCUCCUGAACGAGAAGAAUCACGGAGUCCUGCUGACUGCUGUGUGUCUGAUUACAGAGAUGUGCGAGAAAAGCCCUGACACUCUGCAUCACUUUAGAAAGGUUGUUCCUAUGCUUGUACGAAUCCUCAGGAAUCUGAUAAUGGCCGGUUAUUCUCCUGAACAUGAUGUGUUUGGUGUCAGUAAUCCCUUUUUGCAGGUAAAAAUUCUUCGAUUGCUGCGAAUUCUUGGAAAGAAUGAUACUGAUGCUAGUGAGACUAUGAAUGAUAUUUUAGCACAGGUUGCCACCAACACAGAUACUAGUAAAAAUGUUGGUCAUGCCAUUCUGUAUGAAAUUGUCCUAACCAUCAUGGGAAUCAAAUCAGAGGCUGGACUGAGAGUUUUAGCUGUCAAUAUUCUUGGAAGAUUUCUUCUCAAUAAUGAUAAAAAUAUAAGAUAUGUGGCAUUAAACACACUCCUGAGGGUUGUACAUGCAGAUUAUAAUGCAGUACAGAGACACAGAACAACCAUCAUGGACUGUCUGAAGGACCCUGAUGUUUCUAUUAGAAGACGUGCCAUGGAACUCUCUUUUGCCCUAGUCAAUGCAGGAAAUAUCAGAGCAAUGAUGAAGGAACUGUUACAGUUCCUGGAGACUUGUGACCCAGAGUUCAAAACAGACACAUGUUCCAACAUUGUCCAGGCGGCGGAAAAAUACUCACCAAACAAGAGAUGGCAUAUUGAUACUGUCAUGAAACUGCUACGCUUGGCAGGGUCGUAUGUCAGGGAUGACGUAGUUUCCAUACUAAUCCAGCUGAUUGCUGAGACCUCAGAGCUUCACAAUUACACUGUACAACAACUGUUUCUUAUGAUCAAAGACGACAUUACCCAGCCACCACUUGUUCAGGUGGCCCUGUGGUGUAUAGGAGAGUACGGGGAGAAACUUAUCUCGGGGGUGUGUGAAGAGGAUGAGGCCAUUCAGGUAUCAGAAGAUGAAGUAAUUAAUGUACUGGAGAAGGUCCUCACACAUAACUACUCCACAGAGGUUAGCAGGGAGUAUGCACUGACAUCUUUAAUGAAGCUCAGUUCCCGCUUUAGAACUUCAGCUGGGAGAAUCAAGGCUGUGAUAGACGGGUACGGUGGGUCCACACAUGUGGAGCUGCAACAGAGAUCUGUAGAGUACUCUAAUAUCUUUUCCAAAUAUGAUAAUCUUAGAUCAGCUCUAUUAGAACCUAUGCCAUUGAUAGAAGGUAGCAGAAGCAAAAAUGUUUUAGCUAAUAGUGAAAGUACAUCUGAUUUACUUAACGAAGAAAAUAUUCCUAAUGGGGUGGUGAACAGUGCAGAGAAAGCCAAAAAUACACUUAAUACAGAAAGCCAGAAUAUAUUAGACUUACUAGAUGUAGGCACUCCAUCAGUAACUUCCACAAACCCAGCCCCAACACCUGCAGGUGGUGCAAAUGAUUUAUUGGAUCUUCUAGGUGGUGUAGCUUCAUUAUCAAAUCCAGCUCCACCUAUGAAGCAGACAAGCACUCCAAAUGUAAUGGAUGAUUUAAUGGGAGGAGAUGGCGAACCUUUCAACCAAGUUAAUGGCAAUGAUGGUCCACACGGUCUUACAGCCUAUGACAAGAAUGGUCUUAAGGUUGAGUUGACCUGUGAGCGAGACAAUGGCCAACCAAACGUAACGGUUAUCAACGUCAAAUCCUCCAACUCUACAGCUACUACAAUGUCUGACUUUGUUUUCCAAGCUGCAGUUCCCAAGUCAUUCCAGCUCCAACUGCAGUCACCAUCAGGGUCUACUCUGCCUCCAAUGAAUGAUGGGGUAGUUACUCAAGUUAUUAAAGUCAACAACCCACAGAAACAACCCAUUCGAUUAAGGAUCAAAGUGAGCUAUAAACAGAAUGGAAACACUGUCACAGACGUUGGUGAAGUGAAUUCAUUUCCAUCAACAUUAUGGCAGUGAUGUUGAUUACAGUAAAAUAUCUACAGUAGAGAAAGGAUUUUCUAUUGGAAACAAGGACUCAUCUUAAUGUCUACACACACAGCAUUCCACUAGUAUAUGGUGGUAAAAAUGACCCAAAUAAAAACUUACCCAAAGGGUAUUAUGUUGCAGAGGUGAUUUAUUCAUAAUAAUGGCUACAUUUCGAUUAGAAUUGUAGUCAAAAACUGAGUGCAAUACUGUGUAGUGCUCUCCAAGAUGAAAACUGUGAUUUUUGGAGAGCCAGAGUAGGAUUUCAAACUGUGUGUGGAGGAUGACUCUCCUGUUCCAAUGCCCCGGGCCAAGAACUCUUUCUGCGACGCUGAUCUGUACCUUGGAAGAGUGAGGAGAUCCUGAUUAUACCGUGUUAUACAGUGCUGUGAGAUAAAGGGAGUUAAUUGUCAAAAAUAUUGCUAUUUAUUUACCAAGUUAUCAUUCCAAUGAAAUCUUGUGAUUGUUAUUCAAUUAUUAUUUUUGCUAUGAGUGUAACUUUGACAAGUUGUGUAUGACGAGGUACAUGUGCAAGUUGUGUUUUAUUCAACACAAGACUGUUUAGGAUUGAAUGUGCUUAAAAUUAUUUUUGUGAUAUCAUAGUGGAAAUCUAGUGGAAGCACCCCAGGUUGCAUAAUUUUCUAAUAUAAUGAAGCAUUUACAUGUAAUUUGCUAUUAUUUCUUGUAUCAGACAGAGGUCAGUGUUGAUUUAGUGCUUGAUAUAAAGAAAUAUUUUACAAAGUAGAAUGGUAUGAGAUUGAACAAAAGUGCUCAAAAUACAAUUAACUGAACUUCUAACUGUGGUGUUUAAAUCAUACAGAAAUUGGUUCUUAAAGAUCCAAAUUGGCUCACCUUCCAACAAUGUUCAGUAAAACUGUGCUGGAUUUUUUCAGGACUGAUUCUUAAAUACAUGUACCAAACAAAUUUAACACUGGGUUUUGUAAUGAUGAACUGAAAUUUGAAAGGUAGCAGAUAUAAAAAUUUAAAUGAAACAAAAUUGAUAAUUAUUACGUUAGAAGUUUAGAAUUAUGGCAUGAGGCAUUCCCUAUUUUAUAAACACAAUGUGUUCUUCCAUGUUCAAGCACCUGCUUCAUCAGUGAAAUUUUAGGUAGCCAAACCGUUGAAGAUUGAAUGGUUUGUCUACUGUAGGCCGACUUAUACAUGUACCAUGAACAAACUUGUUCUGUUCAUUGCCAGAGAAUUCUGUUGCAUUUACGAGGAUGUGUAUCUGAAAGAAAGUGUAUUAUCAUGGUUAUCAAUUAGGAAUUAAGGUUUGCAUUUGAAUCUGACAGUAUUUAAAAAAACAUGAAUAUAAAUUUCUAGAUCUCUUUGUUGGAUGUAAACAUGCUAUUUUUUCUACAUGUAUUUAAUUAUGUAUCUAUUAAUUGAUAUCAAAUUCAUUUAUCUUUCCGUCCUAUCUGACUUUGUUUAAUGCAUAUCUGUGUCAAUUUCAGCCAAGGAAACAGUACAUAUAUUGGGUUUUAGAGGUUGAACAUUCUUCUGGUUGAUGGAGUCUAUGAAGCCUGACUUCAGUUCAUGCACAUAUUAUGAUUUGAAUUUAAUUUGGCAGAGGCCCUGUUAAAAUAACUAAAUUUCUAAACUAUCUUGUGAGUGAAUGCAAUGUAAUGAUAUUUUUUAUCUUCUGUAUUGUGUGAUUGGGAAUGGAUUAAGAACAAGUUUUUCAUGACCUUAAACCCUGCAGGCUUUUAGAAUCCAUCUCAGUUAACUUGAUCAAGUGGUAUUACUUUGUAUCUGAUAGUACUCUCCAAAGUAAUAAAUCAUUUAAAUUCA